CACCCAGCUCCUUCUGGCGCGGGCAAACGACCUCUUGUCUUUGCUCUCCUUCAUCCGUCUCCUCCCCCCUGAACCUUUACAACUUUCUCUGUCGACAAUGAUGCAUCGCCAGGUGCUUUGAAAGCAACCCGCCCGCCCGUCGCAGGUUCUCUCUCGACCCAGGGGUGAACGUGAACAUCCGUUCCGCUCCGCUCCCUCCGUGGAUCUGCCAGCUUCCGUCGUCCGCCUCAUCGCUCUCCGAGACUUGCGAGCCUUUGUGUUCUCGAACUUGUCCGACCAGAAACCCUCCGAAACCCUCACCCAAUCUCCGUCCACAACACACCACUAACAUGUCGAGUUCUGCCUCUGGCGACUCGGGCGCUGGUGGCCGGUCAAUGGAGUCACGAGUGGGUAGAAGCAAGCAACGUUACAACACCAAGGGUGAACGUCUCGUCGCUGGCAUCGUGCCCCUCACACCCGAUCAGAACUAUGUGCUGUUGAUCCAGUCCACCCGGCGAAAAGGUUGGGUCUUGCCCAAGGGCGGCUGGGAAUCGGACGAGACGUGCCAAGAGGCUGCCGAGCGAGAGGCUUGGGAAGAAGCCGGCAUCACCGUCCAGAUCAGCUACGACCUUGGCGACAUCGAUGAGAAGCGCGCGCCCAAGUCAUCAAAAGAUCGGUCAAGAUACCAUUUCUUCGAGGGCGUCGUCACUGGCGAGUACGACGACUGGCCCGAGAGUCACAAGCGCGAACGCCAGUGGUUCUCAUUUACUCAGGCCUGGGAAGCCUUGUCAACAAGACCAGAGCUGCAGGAGGCUUUGGAACGGUCUACUAUGAGCCGGACAUAGCCUCACGGCACGCCCUCUCACGAUCAGCUCUGGCCUCUGCAGGCGAUUGACCAUCGUCGACAGCUUGUCACUUGAUGCACAGCUCACGCUGGAACCUACCACGGCGCUUGUUGCAUGAAUGGCGAGAAGUGAGUGAGCCGGUUCUGAAAAGGAACCAGGCUUCUCCGCCAACUCAGCAUCAUGAGAGGGAAGAACACAUGUUGACAACGGCUCUUGACAUGUGUUUUCAUCCUCAAAUCUCCUCUUUUCCUUGCUCUCUCUAUUUGCAGAGAUGAUACAACGUGCAUCCAUCCAAAGGCGUUCGGUGGAUUAUGAUAGAGUCUUUUUACGCAACCAAGAAUUCAGGCGGGACGGUUUACCUGAGCGGCAUAUUACGGUGCAUACAUCAAGACGAGAGGGACAUUAUUUUGUUUUGACUCUUGACGAGGUCCGGGAGAAAAAAACAACAAGGGGUUGGUUGGCUGCUCUUGGAUUUCUUGCCUUUUUUCUUCUUUGAACGGAGUCUCCCAGGACACACCAAACAUGGGAAGGGACAGGCAAAGGCAAAGGCAGCGAACGGUGCACCAGAUAUCCAUCCGGCUAGAAAGAGAAGCCCCAUUAACUCACUCGCCUAUUGCGGUAGAGUUGAGUUGGCGGAAAAAAAUAGACGUGGCGAUUUCUCUC
Messenger RNA from Fusarium vanettenii 77-13-4, 1487 nucleotides. RefSeq lists its product as uncharacterized. Gene Ontology annotation, cellular component: cytoplasm; nucleus. NCBI's taxonomy places the organism in Eukaryota, Fungi, Ascomycota, Sordariomycetes, Hypocreales, Nectriaceae. The record is from RefSeq and is a predicted model, not a curated record. Bases 330 to 824 code for a protein of 164 amino acids. Gene Ontology annotation, molecular function: endopolyphosphatase activity; diphosphoinositol-polyphosphate diphosphatase activity; bis(5'-adenosyl)-hexaphosphatase activity. Gene Ontology annotation, biological process: diphosphoinositol polyphosphate metabolic process; adenosine 5'-(hexahydrogen pentaphosphate) catabolic process; diadenosine pentaphosphate catabolic process. The transcript has 2 exons.